AACAAGUUAACAGACAAAGAUCAUGGGCGGCCUCGCCAUUACAGCCGAACGCUAACUGUUUACAUUCCUUGCUCAUUUAAACAAUACUUAGUCAACAAUGUGGUCAACCAAUACACCGUUUGAAAGAUAAAAGUACACCGAUUCAUAUGCGUUUAUGCAUUCAACAAUAUAAAUAACUUAGAAGGAGUUUUUGGUUAUUCUGUAUGAAUAGUCAAACAAUGCAAAGCUAUAACAAAGCGGACGAAUCCUUACCUUUUGUGUUAUAGCAUCGAGAUGUCUGGUCAAAUAAUGGUAACAUGUAUUGCUCUUCUAAGAAAAGUAGUCCAGUAUCCAAUAUCCAUAGUAAAUAUUUGCACAAAACACACUGACCGGUAAAAAAAAGGGUUUAUAUGUCCAUUGUUUACAUCCCUGAUAUCCAGUAAACAUGACGUCAUACUCCCGUUCACUCGACGAUUAUGUCUUUCUAACACAUUUUCCGAUAAAUCCAAACUCGUCAGCGCAUCUAGUAGAGUGUUCUAAACAAAAUUAGAGUAGUUCAAGUCAUUUCUGAUAAAAACUACCCUCGCAAACUUGUAAAAUAGUGAAAGGGGGCGUGUGCUCCAGGUAGCGUUUGCUUGUGCGUAUGCAACAGUUUUUUAUAAAAAAAAUGGACAAAUGACCAAUUGAAAUCAUGUAGUGUCUUGUGACGUGUAGCUAAUGAUAUGACGGAUACGCCCAUGUGCAGAUUUGCAUAAUGGCUUUCAUAUUACAGUGUUGUUAUAUGUGCGUAAACAUUAGCUCUCCAGAGAGUUGCGCACUCGUGCUUGUGACACAUACGGCUUUGAGAUUCACCUGCUUGUUAGCACUAUACUGACAAUGGACCAGCGACGUGGACAGAAGUUUUUUUCUCCUACUGCUGCGUUGGAAGAACUUAUGCGAAGCAGUGAUGAAGAAAAUGUUGAGGAUUCCGAAGAAGAAAGUGUUUCCAGUAUCGACUCGGAACAAGAGGAAAUGUUUUUAGACGGUCUUGAUCCUUUUUUAGAUCGGGAUGCUGACACUUCUGAUGAAGAGUGGUUACCAGAGGCCUCUGGACCACAGACAAAGCAUUCCUGCCCGUCUAAAACAUCUUCACCUGCCUUCACCGGUGCCAAGGGAAGAGGAAAGAAAAGGACACGGAUAGAAUCUACUCCAUCUGACUCACCCAGUACUUUAUGUGAGGGUACCUCUGUUGAUCAUCAUGAAACUGGACAUCAGUCUAAUGGCAAGGGAAGAAAAAAAGGGAGACGGACACCUGCUGACUCACCAACCACAUCCACGAAUACAUGGUGCAGUGAUGUUGUAGACUGCAGUGACCUUCCUGAAAUCAUCUUCAGGCCUCUACGCAGUACUGGAGCACAGCUCAUCACAACAGCUUCCUACAGUCCCCUGCAGCUGUUUCAGUUGUUUUUUUCAUCAACUGUACUGCAGACACUAGUGGCAAACUCCAACUCAUAUGGAUCCAUGCAACAUGUAGCAAAGGGCAAGCCAUGGAAAGACAUUACUGUGCCUGACAUGAUGUCUUACCUGGGGAUGGUGAUUUACAUGGGAAUUGUGAAACUGUGUUCACUUUCAGACUACUGGAGGAAGUCCACUCUCUACAGUCUGCCUCUGCCUACGAGAAUUAUGUCGUCUAGGAAGUUCCUUCGAAUUACCAGCUCUCUACAUUUGAGUGACCCUAGGGCUGAUGAAGAGAAUGAGAAGAAAAAAGGAACACCAGCCUUUGACCGUCUCCAAAAGAUACAACCUCUCUAUGACAUGAUCAGAGAAAACAGUAAGGCAUUUUUCCAUCCCUUUCAGAAUAUAUCUGUGGAUGAAAGAAUGGUCUCAUCAAAAGCCAGAAGUGGACUCAAACAGUAUAUGAAAAAUAAACCAACCAAGUGGGGUUUCAAACUGUUUGUUCUGGCUGAUUCCAUUACUGGAUACACCUGGGACUUCUUUGUUUACGAGGGCAAGUCUGCUACUGACCAGUGCACAGAAAACGGACUGAGCUACAAUGCAGUUAUGCAGCUUGUAAAUGAGAAGGUAUUGGGAAGUGGUUAUAAGCUUUAUGUUGAUAACUUUUAUACCAGCCCAACCCUCUUCAGAGACCUCCUUUCCAAAAAGAUAUAUGCAUGUGGCACCAUUCGACCAAACAGAAAAGGCUUUCCAAAAACAUCUCUGAACAAGAUGCCCAAGAAAGCUUCCCGUGGCACUAUCCAUUGGAUAAGAGACAACAAGCUCUUGUUUGUGGAGUGGAAAGACACUAGGGAGGUUCUGGUCGCCUCCACUUUUCAUAAAGCCUUUGAUGGUGACACUGUGCAAAGAAGGGUGAAAGGAAAGGAUGGAUCUUGGUCACUUAUGGAUGUCCCUGUUCCAGCUGCUGUGAAAGACUACAAUAGGAACAUGGGAGGAGUGGAUCUUUCGGAUGCACUAAUUGGGUACUACAAUGUCCUGCACAAGACGAGAAAGUGGUACCGGACCUUUUUUUACCACUUUGUUGACAUCGCUGUGGUAAAUGCUUUCAUUUUACACAAGGAAUUGGCCAAGACUACAAAUCAGAAGCCAUUAUCCCAGAAAGCGUUCCGAGAGACACUCAUUUUGGAACUUGCAGGACUGCCCACCAAAAGCUUGGCUGUUGAAACUCCACCACGUCCUUCUUGUGGUGUGUGCCAUUUGCCGGUGUACAUCACCACAGACAGCACUGUAGGGAGGCGGAAGUGCAAGGUGUGCCAGCGGAACACUCCCGUACAGUGCCAUGUUUGUGAUGUAGGUUUUUGCUUCCAGCCUAACAGAAACUGCUUUUAUGAGUUUCAUAAUCAGCUUUUCCCGUUGGACCUAAGUAUCAACACUGCCUAGCCAUGUGCAACAUGUUGUAAAUAGUUUGUUUUGUAAAUAGUUCUAUUUUUUGACUCAUGUCACAGCACUGCCAAGCUACGUGCACUACUUUGUAAAUAUAUUGUAUUUUUGACUCAUGUCACAGCACUGCCAAGCUAUGUGCAAUAAUUGGUAAAUAGUUAGUAUUUUUGACUCAUGUCACUGCACUGCCAAGCUACGUGCAAUACUUUGUAAAUAGUUAGUAUUUUUGACUCAUGUCACAGCACUGCCAAGCUACGUGCACUACUUUGUAAAUAUAUUGUAUUUUUGACUCAUGUCACAGCACUGCCAAGCUACGUGCAAUACUUUGUGAAAUUUGUAUUUUUGACUCAUGUCACAGCACUGCCAAGCUACGUGCAAUACAUUGUAAAUAGUUUGUAUUUUUGAGUCAUCUCAAAGCACUGCCAAGCUACGUGCAAUAAUUUUUUAUCACAGGUUGUUGAUGACUACUAUAUUGUAAACAUAUAAAAACCUAUAAAUACAAUUUAAUUUGUGCUAUAAUGUUGUACAUUUUCCUAAACCAUGCAAAAUCAUGUAAGUGAAUAAAGACAUUGUUUCAUUUUAUAUGAGUAAGUAA
Messenger RNA from Paramisgurnus dabryanus, 3448 nucleotides. NCBI's taxonomy places the organism in Eukaryota, Metazoa, Chordata, Actinopteri, Cypriniformes, Cobitidae. The record is from RefSeq and is a predicted model, not a curated record.